Molecule: messenger RNA, 12491 nt
Organism: Saprolegnia diclina VS20
Lineage: Eukaryota; Oomycota; Saprolegniomycetes; Saprolegniales; Saprolegniaceae
Exons: 23
Coding region: 34-12462 (4142 amino acids)
Biological process (GO): microtubule-based movement
Cellular component (GO): dynein complex
Molecular function (GO): ATP hydrolysis activity; minus-end-directed microtubule motor activity; dynein intermediate chain binding
Source: RefSeq, a predicted model, not a curated record
CGCGAGCGGUCGUGCACACAACCGGAGUCGACCAUGCCCAUCGGCUAUGGCGCCGAGCCCGAGAUGGUGUGGGCCAACCCCAAGUGCACGGGCGAAGUCCCGAACAAGCGGUCGGGCCACUCGCUCACGCUGCGCGGAUCCGAGUCGGCGCUGUACCUUUUCGGCGGCUGCGACCACAAGAUCCCGCCGGGUCCGAGCAACGACCUCUUUCGCCUCGACAUGGCAAACGGCUUUGCGUGGUCGCGCGUCCAGGCCGCGUCGAGCGCACCCGAGGACGCGCCACCGCCGCGCUGGCGACACACGGCCAUCAUGUACAACGAGCGCCGGCUCGUGGUGUUUGGCGGGUUUGCGGCCGAGAAGCGCAUGAACGACUGCUGGAUCUUUGACUGCGAGACCAAGCUCUGGGAACAACAGCACGCGCAGAACUUUUGGGAGGGCCUGCCGCAGUGCCGCGGGUCGCACAGCGCGACGCUCGUCGAGCACAAGAUGUACAUCUUUGGCGGCUACGGCGGCAACGGGUACGGGCGCACGGACUUUAACGACCUCCACGCGCUCGACCUCCGCAGCAUGAAGUGGGAAGAGAUCCUCACCGAAGGCGAGAAGCCCGAGCCGCGCUCGUCCCACCAGACAUGUCUCAUCGACAACAACCUCUUUGUCAUUGGCGGCUGGAACUCGGUCAAGCAAUUCAACGACCUCUUCGUGCUCGAUCUGCAAACCAACACGUGGAGCGCGCCGGACUCGAAGCUCCACGUGCCGACUUGGAAUCACGCGUGUGUUGGCGUCCAGGCCGUGCCCCACUGGAAGAUCUUUAUGUUUGGCGGCACGUCCGGCGACCUCGCCGAGUCGGGCAACUCGCAAGGCGCGUACCUCAACAACGUCAGUGUUCUCGACACGGGCACGAUGCAGUGGCGCGAGCCGGCGCUCAAGGGCGACGCGCCGCUGCCGCGCGCCGAUACGGCCAUGAUCUACGACCCGGUGGCGUACAAGUUGGUGCUCUUUGGCGGUUGGGCCAACCGCUGGUUUGGCGACGUCCACGUUCUCCAAGUCAACGAGAUCGUCGGGCCGCCGUACUCGGUCGCGUCGAUUGCACCGGCGUCCGGCCCCAUCACGGGCAACACGCGCGUUAAAGUGUUGGGCUACAACUUUACCGGCUCGAGCGCCACGGUUCGGUUUGCGGUGGCCAAAGGAUUCUUGGACGUCCAGGGCCAAGUGCUCGGACCGACCGCCGUGCAAGUGACGACACCCAACUUUGAUAAAUACGGGCCGCUCGCGACCGAAGUCCGCGUCUCGUUGCCCGGCGACUCGUACACCAACAUCGCCACGUCGUUCAAGUUUCACAGUGUCACAAGCGCGCCCAAGAGCAUGGCGUACGGCCCAUGCGUCAUGUUCUCGCUGAGCAGCUUGAUCAUGGCGAACGAGCCGACGUCGUUCGUGCUCCAGUCGAUCGACAAGGAUGGAAUCGCACGCGACUGCGGCGGUGACGUCUACCACGUCACGCUGGUGCCGCGCACCGCCGACGGCACGGACGAUGUCGAGAGCACAAUCGAGAUUACGACGAUCGUGGACAAAGGCGACGGGCGCUACAUUGUCACGUUCAUCCCGCCCGCCGCCGGCAAGUACAUGGUCCACGUCACGUUUGAAGGGACGUUUGACGGCAUUGCGGGUCCGAUUCGCGGGUCGCCGUUCGCCUGCUGCUUCCAGCCUCCGUCCGACGAGAUGGCGAUCCGCUGCGUCCCAAGUGUCGCGAAAGAAGACGACUUCAACUCGUCCGACCUCAUCCGCAAACUCUACACCGACACGACCAAGCGCGCGGGCGACUACAAGCGCGUGCUCAAAGAGCUCAAGGCGGACAUUCCGAGCAACGACGCGGACGGCCUCGAGGCGCUCAAGAAGAUCAAGGACCUCGUGCGGAAGCUCGAGACGGACCGAGCGGCCAACCAGCUGCUGCAGGAGCAGACGGCGCACCUCUUCCAGUACAUGAAGAAGAUUGGCGGGCACGUCGAUAAGGAAGCCGCGGACGUCGACAACCUCAUCAAGCUCUACCAUGACAUUCAAGUGCAAGUGCCCGAGACGGAGACGCGCGUCACCGAGCCGACGCGGAUCUUCUCGGAAAAGACCGAGGCGACGAUCGCCGAGUACGAGACCAAAGUCAAAAAGUGGCAGGCAAGCAUCAAGACGCUCGACUUUUGGGACUCGAAACUCGAGCCUGCCAAGGCGCUCGAGAAGAUUGAGAUGCAGCUCGUCGAGUGGGAGAAUGAAAAGAAGCGCUGUGCGGAGAAGAGCGACUUGAGCCACGUCUUUGGGUUCCCCCAGCGCAUGAACGAAACCCACGCUACGAUGGCCGCGAUCCGAUCCGACUUUGACGGCGCCAAGGCCGUGUGGGCCAUCGUCAAGCGCACGAAAGCGUUCUUUGCGUCCACCCACGAGAUCCUGUGGAAGGACGUCGACUGCAACGUGCUCGCGAUGGAGACGCAAGCCGUCUUGAAGGAACUCAAGAAGAUCCCGCGCGACAUUCAGUGGUGCGACGCGUACAAGGUCAUUUUGAAAGAAACCCAGGGCUUUGACAAGACGCACCCGCUCCUCCGGUGUCUCUCGUCGAGCUACAUGCGACCGCGGCACUGGAAGCGCAUCAUGGGCCACACGGGCGAGUUCACGCCACCAGACGCGGACCCGGACCAAAAGCUGGGGUUUCUCUUGAGCAAGCGCCUGCACGAGUAUGCGAGUGAGAUUGGCGAGAUUGCGUACGAAGCCGAGAAGGAGCAGGAGCUCGAGCUCAAGCUUGUCGAGCUCGAAGAGACGUGGGCGCUCGUGGAGUGGGAGAUGUCGCCGUACAACCCGACGGACCCGGUCGAGAAGCAAGUGCCCCUGCUCAAGAUCUCGGAGGACAACUUUGAGCUGCUCGAAACCAACCAGAUUGACUGCCAAGCCAUGACGUCGUCGCCGUAUCAAGGUGACUUUGAGGCGCGCGUCACCGAUAUGCACGAAGGCCUCGCAUCCGUGAAUGAAGUCGUCGUCAUCCUCGGCGACAUCCAGCGCUCGUGGAGCUACCUCGAGCCGCUCUUUAUCCAGAGCGAAGAAGUCAAGAACCAGCUGCCGGCGCUCACAGCCGACUUUGAGGACAUCGACGUCGAGGUCCGCCGCAUUUUGCGCGAAGCUUGGGUGACCAAGAACGUCAAAGUGGCGUGUACCGUCCCCGGUCUCUUCAAGCUUCUUGAGUCCAUCGUCGAGAAGCUUGAGCUCUGCAAGCACCGGCUCAAGGAGUUCCUCGACGGCCGUCGGCGCCAAUUUCCGCGCUUUUACUUUAUGUCGGAGGCCGAUCUCCUCGACAUCUUGUCCAACGGGUCCAACCCCGCCAAGAUCAUGCCGCACGCGUCCAAGAUCUAUCUCGCAUGCAAGACGAUGAACUUGGUGCCGGCGCCGACGGGCCGUCCGACGGCCGUCGCGUUCGUCUCGGGCGUCGGGCACGAAAUCGUCGACUUUACCGAGCCCGUGCUCUUGGACGGCGAGGCUGAGAUCUACCUCGAGGCGCUCUUGAAGGCCAUGAAGUACACGCUCUUCAAGCACAUUGAACGCUCGCUCGUGCUCUACACAACCGAGCCGCGCGUCGAGUGGAUCAACUACAAGGACCCAUCGGGGAAGCCUCUGGACGCAGCCCAAAUCAUCUUGCUUUCAGCGGGUAUCCACUACGUCAAGGAAGUCGAGGCCGCAUUCCGGGCCAUGGGCGGCGGGGACCGCGAAGCGCUCACGCGCUACAACACAAAGCAGGAAGGGCAACUCGAGGAUUUGAUCAAGCUCACGCAGAGUAAGAUCUCGAAUGCCGAGCGCCAGCGCGUCAUGUGUUUGAUCACCAUGGACGCACACGGCCGCGAUAUCGUUGCCAAUAUGAUCCGCGCCGGUGUCGACGACGCGACGAGCUUCAUGUGGCAGUCGCAGCUCAAACACUAUUUUUCGCCGUGCCAAGGCAGCUUUCUCAACCGGGACCAAAACUUUCGCGGCCCCAACAACGCGCGCGCCCAAGUGCUCAUUUGCGACGCCGGGAUUCCGUACGACUACGAGUACCUCGGGAACGGUCCGCGGCUUGUCAUUACGCCGCUCACGGAUCGUAUUUACGUCACGGCGACGCAAGCGCUCAACCUCAAGAUGGGAUGUGCGCCCGCGGGGCCAGCAGGAACGGGCAAGACCGAGACCACGAAAGAUCUCGCCAACGCGCUCGGGAAGGCCUGCUAUGUCUUCAACUGCUCGCCGGAAAUGGACUACAAGAGUCUCGGCAACAUCUUCAAGGGAUUGGCUUCGUCCGGGUCGUGGGGCUGCUUUGACGAGUUCAACCGACUCGUGCCCGAGGUGCUCAGUGUGUGCUCGGUCCAAUUCAAGGCCGUCUGCGAUGCCUGCAAGGCUGACGACGAGCGCUUCAUCUUGGAGAACGAACCCGUCAUGCUCGACCCGACAGUCGGCGCCUUCAUCACAAUGAACCCCGGGUACCUCGGCCGAUCGGAGCUGCCCGAAGGUCUCAAGGCGCUUUUCCGACCCAUGACGGUCAUGGUGCCCGACUUGGUCUUGAUCUGCGAAAACAUGCUCAUGGCCGAAGGCUUUACGCAAGCCAAGAUUCUCGCGUCCAAGUUUUACGGCUUGUACUCGCUCCUCGGACAGCUCCUCUCCAAGCAGCUCCACUACGAUUGGGGUCUCCGCGCGGUCAAGUCAGUGCUCUGUGUCGCCGGGUCGUUCAAGCGCGCCGAGCCCGACAUCCCCGAGCCGGAUCUGCUCAUGCGCGCGCUUCGGGACUUUAACAUUCCCAAGAUCGUCGUCGAAGACAACGUCAUCUUUUUCGGGUUGCUCGGCGACUUGUUUCCUCGCAACGACCCCAACAUUGACGUCCGGAACGACCCGCCCCGGAAGCGCGACCCGGAGCUCGAGUCGAUGGUCCAAGGUGCGUGCGAGGCCAUCAACAACAGUCCGCGCGAAGAAUUUAUGCUCAAGGUCGUCCAGCUCUCGGAGCUUCUUGCGAUCCGACACUGCGUCUUCGUCAUGGGGCCGCCAGCAUGUGGCAAGACAGAGACGUGGAAGACUCUUCGAAAAGCCCGCGAGAUCAUGGGCAUCUCGAUGGAGAUCCAGGAUCUCAAUCCAAAGUCGGUCUCGACCAACGAGCUCUACGGCUACAUUGUGCUCAAGACGCGCGAGUGGAAGGACGGCUUGCUGAGUAAGAUCAUGCGGGACCUCGGUUCGCGCACCAAAGAGAACGGCGAGGACGACACGUCGCCCAAGUGGAUCUUGCUCGAUGGUGAUCUUGACGCCAACUGGAUCGAGUCGAUGAACUCGGUCAUGGACGACAACCGCAUGCUCACGCUCGCCUCCAAUGAGCGCGUCCCGCUCAAGUCGCACAUGCGCAUGAUCUUUGAGAUCCGCGACUUGGUGUAUGCGACGCCCGCAACCGUCUCCCGCGCCGGUAUUCUCUACAUUAGCGCCACCGAGGGCUACCAAUGGCGGUGCCUCAUCGACUCGUGGCUCCUCCGACACAGCACGCCCGACCCAACAAAGAAAGCAAAGGACCAAGGACUCCUCUUCUCGCCCGAGAUGCGCGGCCAGUUCCAGGGCCUAUUUGACUCGUACAUGGAACCGACGCUCAAGUUUUUCAAAAAGCGCCUCGUGCCCAUCAUUCCGGUCGAAGAGGUGACGCUGGUCGGCAACCUCCUCAACAUGCUCGACUGUCUCUUGACGCCAGCGGUGCUGGCCGACUAUGGCGUCAUGCAGCACAACUUUUGCUUUUGCUGCGUCUGGGCGUUUGGGUCAAUCCUCACCGUCUCGGACGACGGCACCGACUAUGCGCUCGAGUUUAGCAACUGGUGGAAGAACACGUGGAAGGACGUCAAGAUCGUGGCGAGUGCGAGCAACACCGUGUUUGAUUUUUGGCUCGACCCCGAGACCGCCAAGUUUAACGCGUGGAGCAAGUCGCCGUACUUUUACACGGCCACGUACAAAUCGCCGGACCCGAUCAACCAGAUCACUGUGCCGACGACCGAGACGUCGUCGAUCGCGUUUUGGCUCGAGAAUCUGAUUUGCAAGAGCAUUCCGCUCAUGGUGUGCGGCCCCGCGGGUACGGGCAAGACCCAAAACGUCAACGGCGUGCUCAAGAAGCUCUCGCGCGAAGAUGCCAACUACGGGUUUCGGUUCACGACGCUCAACUUCAACUUUUACACGACGUCGUCGAUUCUCCAGGCUGCCAUGUUUAGCCACCUCGAGAAGAAGACGGGGUCCAACUUUGGCCCGCCGGGCAAAUUUCGGCUCAUUUACUUUAUGGACGAUCUCAAUUUGCCCGAAGUCGACCCGUACAACACCCAGUCGGCCAUCUCGCUCUUGCGGCAAAAGAUGGAAUACCGUCAUUGGUUUGACCGCGCCAAGCUCCAAGUGCAAAACAUUCUCAACACGCAAAUCGUGGCUGGUAUGAACCCGACGGCUGGGUCGUUCCUCGUGGAUCCGCGUCUCCAGCGGCACUUCACGACGUUCGCGAUGGGCAUGCCCGAGGCGCCGUCGCUCGUGACCAUCUACGAAACGUUCCUCGGCGGCCACUUGGGGACGUUCAGCGGCGAGCUCAACACGUCGUCGUUCUGGAACGCGCUCAUCAAGGCGGCGCUCACGCUGCAUACGAGCGUGGUCCAGACCUUCCGCAAGACAGCGGCCAACUUUCACUACGAGUUCAACGUCCGGCAUCUCUCGAAUGUCUUUCAGGGCCUCAUUGCGAGCAAGAAGGAGCGGUUCAACACGAGCGAGAAGUUUGUGUUGCUCUGGCUCCACGAGAGCGAGCGCGUGUAUGGCGACCGCCUCGUGUGUAAAGCCGACAUUGAAAAGUACAACCAACUCGUGCAGCUCCAAGUCAAGCGGAGCUUCCCGACAUGCAACACGUCGCGCUACUACGCGGCCGAGAACUCGUGGCCGCUGAUUUUCUGCCAUUUUACAAAGGACGGCGACCCCGAGUACGACCAAGUGAACGGCACCAACCUCGACGACCUCAAGAAGAACCUCGAGAUCCAACUGCGCGACUACAACAACAACGAGAACAACACGGCCAUGUACCUCGACUUGUUUGACGACGCGAUCAAGCACGUCGCGCGCAUUGUGCGCAUUUUGCGCAACGAAUCCGGACACGCGCUCUUGGUCGGUGUCGGUGGUUCGGGGAAGCGGUCCUUGGCGCGGUUAGCGUCGCACAUUUGCGAGUACACGGUCAAGCAGAUUUCGAUUUCAAGCAAGUAUGGCGAGAACGAGUUUAAAGAAGAUCUGCGCAAAAUGUACAUGGUCAUCACUGACCAGUGCAGUCGCAGCGAAGAGAAAGGCGGCGUCGUCUUCCUUCUCACCGACUCGCAGAUCACGAACGAGAAGUUUCUCAUCUACCUCAACGAUCUCCUCGCGUCGGGCGACAUUCCCGACUUGUUUGCCACCGAAGACAUGGACAACAUCGUCCAAAUGGUGUGCGUCAUGGCCGGCACGAAGGAGCGCAAGGAAAUCAUCAAGUUUUUCCAAAGCGAGAUCCGCAAGCGCCUCCAUCUCUGCCUCUGCUUCUCACCUGUCGGCGACGACUUUCGCAGCCGCGCGCGCAAGUUCCCGGCGCUUGUCAACUGCACCGUCAUCGAUUGGUUCCAGCCAUGGCCCAAAGAAGCGCUCUUGAGUGUCGGGAAGGAAAAGCUCAAGGACAUUAGCGACCUCCUUGGCUCGGACGAGUCGCGCGCCGGCAUUGAAAACUUUAUGCCAUUUUCGUUCGUCUCGGUGAACCAAUGCGCCGAGCGCUUUUUCCAAGUCGAGCGACGGUAUGUGUACACCACGCCCAAAUCGUACCUCGAGCUCCUCCAGCUGUACAAGAACAUUUUGAAAAAGAAGGUCAAGGAGUACGCCGGUGCGAUCGAGCGUCUCGAGAAAGGACUGCAAAAGCUCAAAGAAACGGGCGAGACGGUCGCGCGCCUCGAAGUCGAGCUCAAGGGCAAGCUCGAGCAAGCCGAAGACAAGAAAGCCGUCGCGUCCGGCAUCGCCGAGACGGUCAACAAGGAAAAAGCCAAAGUCGAAGUCGAGUCCAAGAAGGCCGAGGAAGAGGCUGCCAAAUGCGCCAUCAUCCAAGCCGAAGUCACCGAGAAGCAGCGCUCGACCAUGGAAGAUUUGGCCAAGGCCGAGCCAGCGGUGCAGCAAGCCAUGGAAGCCCUCGACUCGCUCAACAAGAAGGAUCUCGGCGAGUGUAAGACCAUGUCCAAGCCGCCGGUGGGUGUCGACGACGUCUUCGGAGCGACAAUGGUGCUGCUGGCCGGCGUGCAUCCCAACGUUGUCGUGACCAAGCAAGGCAAAGUCAAGGACUUCAAGUGGGACGCGUGCAAGAAGCAAGUGCUCGGCAACAUCCCAGAGUACAUCGAGUACCUCCUCAAGUUCAAGGACCUCGUGGACGCCAACCAAAUUCCGACGCAAAACUGGAAGGAAGUGCGCGAGUUCCUCGAAAAAGAGUACUUCAAGCCCGACAUCAUUGCGACGAAAAACAAAGCCGCCGCCGGUCUCUGCAGUUGGGUCGUCAACAUCGUCAUGUACUACGACAUCCUCGUCACGGUCGAGCCCAAGCGAAUGGCGCUGGCGGCGGCCAACUUGGAGCUCGAAGCCGCCAACAAGCGCCUCGGCGAAGUCACGUCGCUCGUAGCAGAUCUCAACGCCAAGCUCAACAAGCUGCUGGAAGAAGCUGCCGCAGCCGAAAAGGAAAAGGAAGACGCCAUCAACUCGGUCGAGCAAGGCAACCGCAAGAUGAAGCUGGCUGGCACGCUCACCAAGGACCUCAGUUCGGAAAACGUGCGCUGGGGCAUCAACGUCCUUCAGCUGCAAAAGGAGAAGGAUUUGCUCGUGGGCGACUGUCUCUUGGCGUCUGCGUUCAUCUCGUACAUUGGUCCGUUCACCAAGCCCUUCCGAGACGAGCUCAUCAAUAAGCACUGGGUGCCGUACCUGCGCAAGGCGGCGAAUGGCAACUCGAUCGCCAUGAGUGAAGAGAGCAAUCCCGUGUACAUUCUCACCAACGACGCGGAGAUUGCCGAGUGGAACACGCAGCGUCUUCCUGCCGAUCGCGUCUCGACCGAAAACGGUGCGAUUGUCGUCAACACGGUCGCCAUGGGACGCCGGCCGCUCAUCAUCGACCCGCAGCUGCAAGCGAUUGCGUGGAUCCGCGAGAAGGAGGCGCCGUUCAACCUCCAGAUCGUGCGCAUUGGUCAAAAGUUUUGGAUCGAGAAGCUCAAGACGGCGCUCGGCACCAAGACGGCGUUCCUGAUCGAAAACCUCGGCGAGAAGAUCGACGCGAUCCUGGCGCCUGUCAUCCAGCGCUCGACGUCCAAGCGCGGUAACCGCAUUGAGAUCACGGUUGGGGAUGCGUCCGUGCCGUACUGCGACGAGUUCCGCUUGUACCUCCACACGAAACUCGGGAACCCGCACUACCCGCCCGAGAUCCAGGCCGAGUGCACCAUGGUCAACUUUACCGUCACGGCGCUGGGCCUCGAAGACCAGCUGCUCAACCUCGUCGUCUCGAAAGAGCGCUCGGAUCUCGCGAUCAAGCGCGAGAAGCUCAUUCAGCAGCAAAACCAAGGCAAGAUCGAGCUCAAGAAGCUCGAAGACAUCAUUCUGCAGUACCUCGCGGAAGCCGACGACGAUAUCACCAACAACCAGCCGCUCAUUGCAAUCUUGUCCGACACCAAGUACAAGGCGCAGAUGACGCAAAACAACAUGGAAGCGGCCAAGAAGACCCAAGAGAGCGUCAACGUAACGAGCGAAAAGUACCGGUCGAUCGCCGCGCGCGGGUCGCUCCUCUUCUUCCUCAUGAUCGACCUGAGCAAAGUGCACUCGUACUACAUUUACUCGCUCGCUGCGUUCCAGCAAGUCUUUCUCCAAGGCGUGUACAACCUCCCGAUGGCAUCGCCCGUGGCCGACGAGCCUCCAGCCGACGCGGCAGUCGAUGGCGAGGCCCCGCCCCCGCCCGAUGCGCCGCCCGCCGAAGAAGCCACGAUCGAGUUUUCGGACGAAGACAUUGCCGCGCGCUGCACAGGCUUGAUUUCCAGCAUCACCAUGUGCGUCUUCAACUACAUUCGGCGCGGCCUCUUCGAGCGCGACAAGCUCACGGUCGCGACGAUGCUCUGUCUCAAGAUCUUGCUGCGCGACGGCGGCCUCGUCGACGCCGAGGUCGACGCCUUCCUCCUCGCAAAGUCAGUGGCCGAGCCGGGCAAUAUGGGCGUUCUCGCCGAGUGGCUGCCGCCGUCCUGUUUUGCCAAGCUCAAAGCGCUCGAGACCCUAAAAGUGUUUGCCACCGUGGCCGAUGUCAUGCAGAACGACCCGGACGAAUGGCGCAAGUGGUUUGCCGCCGAAGACGCCGAGCAGUGCAAGCUCCCGGGCGACUUUACCAAGCUCACGCCAUUUCAAAAGAUCAUUCUUCUCCGCGCCCUGCGGCCUGAUCGUGUCACGAACGCCCUCCGGCGCUUCAUUCUUGACGCGCUCGGCGAACAGUAUGUGACGCAGCCGCCGUUCGACAUGCUUCAGACGUUUGAGGAGACGAACCCUGCGAUCCCGAUUUUCUUUGUGCUCUUUCCCGGCGUGGACCCGACGCCGUGGGUCGAGGACCUUGGGCGCACCAAGGGCGUCAGCAUCGAAAACGACAACUUUAUCAACAUUUCGAUGGGCCAAGGCCAGGAGCAGCAUGCUGGUGACUGCCUCAAGAAACUCGCAACCAAGGGCGGCUGGAUCAUUCUCCAGAAUGUGCAUCUCAUGCAGUCGUGGCUGCCGAUGCUCGAGCGCCAGCUUGAAGAAAUCGUCGGCGAAGGGCCGCACGAGCUCUUCCGAUGCUUCAUUUCGGCCGAGCCGCCGCCGAUUCUGCUACCGCUUGAGCUCAACGUACCGGAAUCGCUCAUGCAAAGCUGCAUCAAAGUGGCCAACGAAGCACCCUCCGACAUUCAGUCGAACCUUCGCCGUGCGUGGGCGACGUUCGGCGAAGACAAGGUCGAUGCGUGCACGAAACCCACCGAGUUCAAAGCAUGUCUCUUCUCGCUGUGCUGGUUCCAUGCCAUCGUGCUUGGGCGUCGGCGCUUUGGGCAGCAAGGCUGGAGCCGUGCGUACAGCUUCAACACGGGUGACCUCACGAUUUGCGGCAACGUGCUCCAGAGUUACUUGGACAACAACGCGACAGUACCGUGGGACGACAUUCGAUACAUCUUCGGCGAAAUCAUGUACGGUGGGCACAUCACUGACAGCUGGGAUCGCCGCACCAACAACACAUACCUCACCGUACUCAUCAACCCGGGUUUGCUCAACGGUAUGGAGCUUGGACCCGGCUUCAAGUCGCCAAACCCGGCCGAGUUUUCCUUCUCGGAUUACGCGACGUACAUUGAAAAGAACAUGGUACCCGAGUCACCUCCGCUCUUUGGCUUGCAUCCGAACGCCGAGAUCGGGUAUCUCACGACGACGUGCGAGACGCUCUGCUACACGAUUGUCAGUAUCGGUGGCGGCGGCAGCAGCGGCGGCGGUGGCGGCUCGGACAAGACGGCGAUGCUCAAGGCGACAAUCGACGAUUUCGAGGCGCGAACGCCCGAGUUUUUCAUGAUGCUCGACUUGCAAGAGGUCGCGGCGCCCGGGUUGACCCAAGACCACGGUCCGUUUGUCGUCGUUGCGCUCCAAGAGUGCGACCGCAUGAACGUGCUUUUGGACGAGAUUCGCAAGUCGCUGGCCGACCUCAAGAAAGGUCUGAACGGGCAGCUCAACAUGUCCCAGUCCAUGGAAGACCUCGCGACAGCGAUUGGGCUCAACGAAGUGCCUGGUCGCAACCCGUUUUCCCAGUGCAAGUGGGAACGGAAGGCGUGGCCGAGCAAGAAGUCGCUCUCCGGUUGGUUUGUGGACAUGGUCAAGCGCCAUGCGCAGCUGCAGAAAUGGGCUUCGGACUUCAUCACGCCCUUCUCGCUUUGGCUCCCAGGGCUCUUCAACCCCACAGCCUACACGACUGCGUGUCUUCAAGUCACGUCGCGCCGCAAGCUGAUGCCACUCAACAAGAUGACGGUCGAGACGCACAUGACGACGGUCAUCAACGCCGACGCCAUGACGUACUACCCGGACGACGGUGUCUUUGUUCACGGCCUCUUCAUCGAAGGCGCGCGUUGGAGUACGGUCGAUGAAAUUCCGACCAAGUACAAGGUCGGAACGUCGCCGGCGACCGAGUGUGGUGGCAUCGUCAUGGACAGCAACCCAAAAGAGCUUCUGUGGAUGAUGCCCGUUGUGUAUGUCAAGGCUGUCGAGACCAAGCCGCUUUGGGAACCCACAUCCGUGGGCUACUUGCGCCACGAUCCCACAAUUUACGAGUGCCCCGUGUAUCUCACACGCUUCCGCGGUCCGACCUAUGUCCUCCUCGCGACGCUGCCGACCGACUGCGGGCAAGAAAAAUGGGUUCUUCGUGGUGUAGCGGUUCUCUUCCAAGAUGACAACUAAGCAUCAUGUCUAUUUGUACAGCUUUUACA